UCUCCAAGCCAUCAUCCGGGUCACGCGGUGUUCGGCAGAAACCUUCAUCCACGACUUCGUCUCACUCGCCAAAUCGCCCAUCAUCUUUUCGAACGCCGGUCCACGCUUCGUCUUUCUCUCUCUUUCUCGAGACUUAUCCCGGUGUUCAUCAGAGCGGAGUAGUAAAAUCGUUUGUCACUUUGUAUAUUUUUGGAUUAAUUAUUUUUACGUUCGCUCUUCGUAACAGCAUGCUGAGGUGACUGUUGAUUUGAAACUUUCUAAAAAAGUAACCGUACGUGUGAGCAGAAGACAGACUUUUUAUCUUGCAUGUAGUAUUGGGUAUUUUCAAAUACAAGCAGAGCAAGAAUGAAAACUAUAACAUUACCUUCGUUCAUAGCUGCCUUUCUCAUGAUAUGUUAUGGUAAUGUACUACCAGGCGUCGGAGUUCAAAGCAGCCAAUCGCAGCAUCUACCGCAGCCGAAACCUGCUCAGAAUAGGGACGCAGUUCCUCUGCAUCUUUCGGUUAUUCCUCCGCAUCAGUCAGGUUAUAUUAUUCUUCCCAAAGCUAGUUUUGUUAUUCCAAAAAAUAAUCAACCCCAUCUGGCUGCCGCUUCAAAUAGGAAACCUGAAAGAAGACCUCCUAAUGCUCCACCAGGACCACCGCCGGGACUAGGCAACGUCAGAAAUUCAAACAAUAGGCAAAGAAGGCCACCUCAACAGAAUAAGAAAACUAAUCCUGUCUUUAAUAAUGCCCCACAUCAGCCAUCAGCUAGCCAGCAUAUACAGCAUGUCCUGACUAAUGGACCAUUCCCUGGAAGACCAAACAUUAAUCUCCAGUUUCACGAUGCAACCCUUCCUCAGAAUAUUAAACUUGAUCAAGCAGGACCCAACAGACCUCCUGUAUUACCAAAUUUUCAGACACACCCCCCUCUUGUAAAUCCGAGCAUCAAACAUAAUGAUUUCUUGCUCAAUGGGUUGCCCCCACGAAAGAUCAACAAACACAAAAACCGACCAAAAAACGGACCACAUUCUCUAACAAUCCAUGGCCUGGAAACCGGUCAUAUCAUCACAAGCGAUUCAACCGAGGAACUGAAACUAAAUUCUCCGAUAUUGCCCCAGACCGGGAAUGGUGAAGCAUUUGAUCUGUCUCACUUUUUAUCUACUGCUCUUCAGGAUAAUAAUAUUCUGGAACAACCUCAUGCAGAAUCUCACGGCCCGUCAGAAUCGCACGUCUCUUCAGAAAAUGAAAAGCCUCCCCAUGAUCUACAUGAAGAGAAGGCUCUAUCCUCCAAUCAUGGCUCUUAUUCAGAUGCUCAGUCCCAUGUAACUAAGAUCCAUGCAGAGCCUCUGAAGCAGCAGGAAUCUGAAAAUAACUAUCACAUUCCUUUCCCAGACUUUGCUGAACCAGAACCUGGACCUCCUCUUCAACCAUCCAAUUUCCAACCAGGUUUGUCAAAUAACCGAAUUUUAACUCCUCAGGAAUCAAAGCAAAGUCAAGCAUCAGCCAAAGCCAAAAAUUCUGACACAUUUGAUCAUAUUCAAGAAGAAAGUGUACCUGUUUCUCUUUAUGGACAAGUCCUUCCUCCAAAUGAUGCAACGUACAAUUCCGAAAUAAAUAAUUUUCCAGGUAUCCAUGAUGUACAUGAUGGCCCCGAAGAGGAAAGGUGGCCUCCUUUAGCUAUGCCUGAAAUGCCAAAAAUUAUACAUUUGGAUGUGAAAUGUGAGAAGAAUUUGAUGAGGAUCUCCAUCGAUUUCGACAAACCUUUUCAUGGCAUUAUAUACAGCAAAGGACAUUACAGUUAUGGUCGAUGCGUGCAUCUUCCAGCUGGCUCUGGUCAUAACAGCGUUCAGUUCGAUAUAUCGAUUAAUAGUUGUGGUAUGCAAGGAAGUUCUCCGACAGGUCACUACGGUCCUACCGAAACUGGUUCAUAUUUCGAGAAUACAGUAGUUGUGCAGUAUGACCCUCUCGUGCAAGAAGUGUGGGAUCAAGCGAGGAAGCUGCGCUGCAACUGGCAUGACCAAUACGAGAAAACUGUUACAUUUAGGCCAUUCAACGUCGAUAUGCUUCAAGUUGUGAGGGCAGAUUUUGCGGGUGACAAUGUUGGUUGCUGGAUGCAGAUACAAGUUGGUAAAGGGCCUUGGGCCAGCGAAGUUAGUGGAAUUGUAAGAAUCGGGCAAACUAUGACUUUAGUUUUAGCUAUAAAAGACGAUGAAAGCAAAUUCGAUAUGAUGGUACGCAACUGUAUUGCACACGAUGGCAACAGAGCUCCUAUAGAGCUUGUAGACUCCUCUGGCUGUAUCACGAGACCCAAGUUAAUGAGCCGCUUCACAAAAGUGAAAAAUUUCGGUUCUUCAGCUUCAGUGUUGUCUUUUGCACAUUUCCAGGCUUUCAAAUUUCCCGAUUCCACAGAAGUGCAUAUUCAGUGCACCGUACAAAUAUGCCGACAUCAGUGUGAAGACCAGUGCACUGUACACAGGAGGAAAAGAGAAGCUGGGAAAGGAGAAGUCAGAGAAAUAGGGCUUAACGGCGUCCUACAAGUUGUAGCCAUGGAUGAUCUGACAUUCUCUCCUUUCAAAAACGAAACGGAUAACACGAAGAUUAUAACCGAAAAAAGCCGUGUUUGUAUGUCCUCUUCUGGAUUCGCAGCCUCGCUCAUUUUACUUCUGUCCAUCGUUAUAAUAUCUUGCUUAAUUGCUGCUUUCCUUUUCUUAAAGCAGAAAAAUGCUGCCAAAAUGCCACCCUUACCUUAUGACAUGGCUAUCUUCAAAAAGCACAUAGAGAAACAAGUCCAGAAGCAGCAGCAACAAAACAGACAACAGAAAGAAAAAGGUGCAGCGAAAUCUGGUUGUUGAACAGUGCAUUUUAGGGCAGCAUUAGUAUGCCACAUUAAUACAUAAGUGCCUAAAGAACUGUUUUCUUUGUCGUAUUCGUGUUCGCCAUCACCUUUGGUUUUUUGCUUUGUUUUUGUAUCAAUAACAUGGAAGAUGACCUAUUACGCAAUGUACUUAUGAGUGUUUAGAUUCAAUUCCGAAUAUUUAUUUCCAGUGAGACGGGUCUUCCAGCAAAGGGGCAAUGAAUUUGCUAUUUAAUUUCUUCUGUUAUUUAUAUUAAAGCGUCGUUGGCAGCUGUAAGAAAAGGUUGCCAUCAGUUUCAGAGAAACUUUCGAUGCUUUUCUUAGUAUUAUUUAUGUUUUGUAUGACCAUUAGACUUAAUGUUAUGAUAAUAGUAUUCUUAUUUUUAUUUAUUGAUAUGUGCUAUUAUAAAAUGCAUGUAUUAAAGGCGCUAAGGACGCCUUAGUAACGUGACAGCACGUAAAUCAUCAUAGGUUAUUCAUGUACAAAUAUUCUGGUGCUGGUCGCCAUCAUUUGUCUAUUUCCCAUUUUUGUUAAAGAUUUUCAUUGUUAUGUAUCACAUUAGAGGUAUUCUGACAGAAAAACGAAGAGUUUUAGUACAUUAAAUAAGUACUUAAUAUCAACACCUCUUUACAGCUGAAAAAAAUGCUCUUCAAAAUACUUUGCUUCGAUAUCAGCUAUGAUUUCGGAACAAUUAAAAAAAAAUCUGAUUUAAAAAGUAUAACAAAAAAUAUUUAAGAAUAACUUAACGCUACCGGUUCAAUAUUUAAAGAGUUGAAAUUCUAGCCAUAAAACUAUGAAAUCCUUUUUGCUACUACGUAAUCUAACUUUCAUUUGUUACUUAGUUUUCGGGAAUUUGAUAGGAUACACAAAUGUUUUUACGACCUCUGGUAGGUUUCAAGCCUCUUUAUUAAAAUCGAUUUUAAAAAAUCAACAGCUAAAUGCUGUAUUUUUGACCUACUAGGUCACUGGAUGUUUAAUGCCUUUUUCUACUUUUUACUCUCUCUCUCUCUCUCUAUAUAUAUAUAUAUGAUGUACCAGCUUUAGUCGUAGCUUAAAUUAACAGACGAUAAGUUUUAAUCACAUUACAGGAUUAAUCACAAAACAGGAUCCAUUUAUUAUUAUUCAGGGGAAAUGGCAAUUACAAAAAUCUGAUCUCCGGAGUAAAUAAAAAAGAAUUACUAAUAACUUUUUGCAUGAAGUUUACUGCAUCGUUACAUUAAAGAAAAGACCCCGAUAUUCCUUUGCGAGUCCUUUUAUAGCCUCUGGAAAGGCGGAGCUUUCAAGAAAUGACGUCAACCUCGUCAGCCGUUCCAGUUCGCUUUAAAUAUCUCCAGAACAUUCUAUAACUGUAGAAAAGGAGGGAAAAACAACUUGACUAUGGGGCUGUGGAUUUAAUUCCACGUACUUUCAAAUAAGAGACCGUCGCCAUUAAAAAUGAAAAGAACAUACAGUUAGAAUUUUAAGUGUAUUCUUGACUAUGGAAUUUUAUCAUUACAUAUAAAACUGUUUUUUUAUAACAAAAUAUAAUUAUGCUUAGUAUUCGCUCAUUAAGAUACUUGAAAAUUAUCAGUAAAGACAUAAAGUAAGAAAUUUAGAACUAAUUUUUCGCAAAAACUAAAAAUUGAAAUUCAUAAGUAAUAAAUUUUAAAUAAUCCUUUAAAUGCAAUAAAAAACUUUUAAAAUGUUAAAACCGAAACUUUUCAAUCAAGCAAUACCCCAAUUCCAAAAAUCGAAUUAAAUGUAAAAUUUAAAUUUCAUUUAAUUAAGCUUUAAAUGAAAUUUAAAGAAAAGCGAACUUAAUAGAAGAGGAAUUCGAUACACUUGAAUGCCACUUUGUCAGGAGGAGGAACAUUGAAAUCAAUUGAAAUCUGUCUUCCACAAAAAUCCUCACUUUUUUGUAUCCAUCCUUAUCUGGCCUUUAUUUCGACAGUCGUUGAUCGUAAUCAUAUGCAUCCAGUUACAGAAGUGUCUUAAAUGACAUGUUUCAUGCUUUGCAAUGUUUAAAUUUUUUUUAAUAAUUUAGAAUUUAAAAAAUUUGAAUUUAAAAUUUUUAAAUUCAAUUUAGAAUUUAAAAAAAAUUAGAAUUUUUUUAAUAAUUUAGAAUUUAAAAAAA
This is a messenger RNA of Stegodyphus dumicola, 4948 nucleotides long. RefSeq lists its product as uncharacterized. The record is from RefSeq and is a predicted model, not a curated record. Lineage: Eukaryota; Metazoa; Arthropoda; Arachnida; Araneae; Eresidae.